AUGGGCCUCUCGGACGGCCUCGUCGUCUUCCUCUGCAUCCUCGUUGCAGGGAUCGUGGUCGCCGGCGCCGCUGCCAUGCAUCGAGUCUACGCGAGCCGCGAAUUUACCGCCGAGCUACCCCGGAUCCCGGACGACCAAGCGAACUAUAUGCGGACUGUACGCGCGAGGAAGUGGCCUCUCUUUCAGUACGAGGCACGUCAAGUCGCGCCGCCGUCGACGAACACCUCUGCCGUGUGA
Cladophialophora yegresii CBS 114405 is the source of this 237-nucleotide messenger RNA. RefSeq lists its product as uncharacterized. NCBI's taxonomy places the organism in Eukaryota, Fungi, Ascomycota, Eurotiomycetes, Chaetothyriales, Herpotrichiellaceae. The transcript has a single exon. The coding region runs from base 1 to 237 and encodes 78 amino acids. The record is from RefSeq and is a predicted model, not a curated record.